GGUCAGUUUGUGUUCAACAAUCGUUGUGUUCAGUCGUAGCCUGUUUUUAUAUCUUUUUAAGUAUUUAAAUCUUUUGAGGAGUUGUCAUCAUGAAGUGGUUGAGUGCUGUAAUUGUCGUGCUAAAUCUUAUGUAUCAUGUCAGUUACGCUAAUGACAAACGUGAAGAUGUGUGGGAACAAAAUCUCUCGAAUGCAUUUAACAUUGAUGCAUCGACAGAAGGUUUACAAAAAGUUCAGUUGAAAUGUGGAGCUGAUUCGAUGCAAAUUGAACUUCAAACAAAGGAUGAUUUCACCGGAGUAAUGUACACGAGAGGCAGCUUCUAUAAACACAAAGCGCCAUGCUUCAUGGAAGGCAGAGGUGCACGAUCUCUCACAAUGAAAUUCCCACUUGGUCAAUGUCAGACACUUCAAGAUGGCGAUGUAUUCUCAAACGUGAUUGUUGUGCAACAUGACCCAGAGCUUGUGACGACGGGAGAUGCUGCAUUCCAAGUUGAAUGCGAUUUUAGAAAACCACGAAGUAUUACAGUUGGUGCCGAUUUUCAAGCGAAAGAUGCGAGACCUGCUUAUGGCUCACGAAUUACACUCACAUCACCCGAUCCAUCAGCCGUAUCCACUCACAAACGCACCAAGCGCGACACUGCAAAAUCCGAUACACAUGAAGUCACAUUCAUUCCACAUAAUGAUGCGACAAAUGAAGACAACGAAGAUGAAAUCACGAAAGAACACCGCAAUCAUCACAAAAUCCAUCAGAGUCGGAAUUUAUAAUAACAAGCUAAAUUCGACGAUGUUAAAAGUAUUUUGAUCCAUUCCAUCCCAUUUUGUCGAUCGCCCGCUUAAAUGUUUUACUUUUGAUUUCUUUUUUGGUGCUGAAAGAAAAAUAAAAUUGAAAUCGCAUCUAACUGGUGGGUGAUUGAUAACUUUAGAUUGUGUAGAUAGACUUGAUUAAAAAAUAUUUUUUUGUUAUGUUUGUGUUAUGUGAUAAAAGUAAGAAGUAACAAAAAAGAAGAAUAAGACGAAGAUAGUUUGUCGAUCGCUUUGGAAAUUCGCAUUAAAUCGAUCCAUCAUAAAUAAACUAAAUAUUUACUUAUCUAAAUUUAAAGUAAGGAGACAUAAACUUAGAUAGUUUCUAGAUAAUAAAUUGACCACAAGCCACAACAAAUCUCUGGUAUUUAGGAAAGUAGAAAUAAUAAAAUGUGAAUUAAUUUUUUAUUAGAAUUUCAAUUG
Messenger RNA from Clunio marinus, 1223 nucleotides. The record is from the annotation of a GenBank genome assembly. Lineage: Eukaryota; Metazoa; Arthropoda; Insecta; Diptera; Chironomidae.